This is a messenger RNA of Lymnaea stagnalis (great pond snail), 2067 nucleotides long. The record is from the annotation of a GenBank genome assembly. NCBI's taxonomy places the organism in Eukaryota, Metazoa, Mollusca, Gastropoda, Lymnaeidae.
GACUUUCGGGUAAACAAAAAUAAAAAUGGAUCUGAGAUCUACGUGGAUCUUUACAGCACUCAUUGUGUUUGUAAACCUUGGUAAGAAGAAGCUAUUUUUGCAUUAUGUAUUUAUAUAUAUAUAUAUAUAUAUAUAUAUAUAUAUAUAUAUAUAUAUAUAUAUAUAUAGAGAGAGAGAGAGAGAGAGAGAGAGAGAGUUAUAUAUAUAUAUAUAUAUAUAUAUAUAUAUAUAUAUAUAUAUAUAUAUACAGAGAGAGAGAGAGAGAGAGAGAGAGAGCAGUGUCACUCACGAGUAUUUUAAAGAUUAGGACCAACUUUGUUUUUUUUUCCCUUUGAACCUUAGUGCCAUUAAGACCACAUUGUCAUGUUCAUUGCUCCAUGCACACAAUUUCACUUGUUGUAUGUAUGUCACUAAAAAAAAAAUACCUGGCGUUUUCCAUGAACUGAACGCUGCUCUGAUCGACCCGUCUCAUCAGCCGUGGCAAGGUCUGCCGUCACACGAGACUCGUCCCGUAAACGAGACCUCCUGAACCUGGCCACCACCAUCCACGCGUACACUGGUCGCUCUGCCCUGGACUACAACGGCUACGGGUGUUUCUGUGGACUGGGGGGAUCUGGUACACCGGUAGAUGCCGUAGACAGGUACAUUUGUGCAAGCGUAAUGUUUGGUGACGUCAUGGCUCCUGCUUGAUCAUAUCGAGGCCUCCCGUAGCUCGGUGGGGGCGUAGAUCGAUGGGGGCCCAGCUCACGCACAUAUUUAGGCUCCGUUGUCCCACCUUAACCACAGUGGCGGCAACAAGGGAGUUAACGGUAGAGUUAUCUUUGGGAAUUCCCCACACCUGACUUUAGAUGAUUUGAGCAGAAUGUUUCCUACUCCGCCCCCCCCCCAUUCCCAAGACGCAAUAGUCGUUCCUUUGACUGGAAGAUGCCAAAGACACCUCUUUAUUUACACAUACGAAUUGAAUCCAAUAUAAAAAAAUUAUAAUUAUUAAAAUUCAAAACAUAAGCUUCAGAAUAAUUAAGUUUGAAAUUCAUAUCAUUUUUUGACUUUGGCAUUGUUUAAGCACUAGAACCUUUUAUGCUUGUAGAUUUGAUGUCUACCCGGAACAACUGACCUAUUUGGAGAUGUCAUUAUUUACGCCCGUAGAAUCUAUGAAACGAUUUGAUUCCUUUGUCUAGUUUCUUUUCGGUCUGAAAUAGUGAAGCGAUUAGUCGCAUCAGUAACUUUGUAUUUUUUAAACCUUCACCUGAAAUUAUCAGUUUAUAUGUUAGCACCUGUCUUGACUUUCAUUUCCAUUGUUCGUUUUCUUUCAGGUGUUGCCAGGCUCAUGAUCUUUGUUACCAUAGCACCAGCUGUUUGAUCCCCCAUCUGUCCCCAGAGAAGGAACAUUGCAGUGGCAACAGUUGCACGUGUACGGGUGAGUCCUCGCCAAAUUAGGCACUUCAUAUUUCUUUGUUUAUCAGCGAGGCACUUUAGCACAUAUCAUUUAUCCUUUGCUAUCUUAUCACUUUAGCAUAUGUCGUAUCACCAUAGCAUAUAUCAUAUCGCCUUAGCAUGCGUCAUAUCACUUUAGUAUAUGCCAUAUCACUUAAGCAUCCGUCAUAUCACUGUAUUAUAUGUCAUAUCACUUUAGCAUACCAUAUCACUUGAGUAUAUUAUUACUUUAGUAUAUGCCAUGUCCAUUUAUCACAUAUCAUAUCAUUUUAUCGUGUAUCAUAUCACUUAGCAUAUAUCAUAUAUUCAGUGUUGAAACUUAUCAUUGUUGAAACCUACAAAUCAAAAUUGAAUAAUUUGUUUAAAAGUCAAAGACAAGCGAACUAUCAUUGUAUUUUUUAUUAUAGCGUAUAACUUUCUUUUUUUAUAUUCAAGUUUAUAUAUGUGUUUUAAAAGUGUCUUUAUGUUUCAGAUCCCGCCGGCACCUGCAAUUACCAAGUCUGCCAUUGUGAUAUCACGUUUGGAGCAUGUCUGACUCAUGCCACCUAUGUACCCGCCCACAAAGGGUACUGUCCCUCCCAUGGGUAGAUAGAGCUCAUGAAAUAAAAGUGUUUUUAAAAAUAGAAAAAGAGU